Messenger RNA from Mesorhabditis belari, 441 nucleotides. NCBI's taxonomy places the organism in Eukaryota, Metazoa, Nematoda, Chromadorea, Rhabditida, Rhabditidae. The record is from the annotation of a GenBank genome assembly.
AUGGGGGACAAUCCAAAGCCUAAGACGGAAAAGGAGCUCAAGAAAGAAGCGGCAAAAGCUGCUAAGCUGGCCAAAUUUGAGGAGAAGGAGAAGGCUCCCAAAAAAGAAAAGGAAAUCGUCGAAGUUAUUUAUUCUGCGACCACAAAGCCUGGAGAGAAGAAAGACGUGUCCGGUGAAAUGCCGUCUGCCUACGCUCCUCGUUAUGUAGAGGCUGCCUGGUAUGAAUGGUGGGAGGCUGAAGUUGGCUUUUUGAAGUUUUCACCAAAUUUGGUCAAUUUAGGAUUUUUUCGUCCCGAAUAUGGUGGUCGCGAUUUGAGCAAAGAGAAUCCAAAAGCGAUCUUUCACCAUUUGUAUCCCACCACCAAACGUUACCGGAACCGUAUGAAAGGAAAGACCACUUUAUUUAACCCGGUUGUGACCACGCUGGAAUUGCAACCCAAG